AUGUCCAUAGCGCUCAAGCAAGUCUUUAAUAAGGACAAGACUUUCCGCCCCAAACGCAAGUUUGAACCUGGAACCCAGAGGUUUGAACUUCACAAACGAGCGCAGGCCUCUCUGAACUCAGGUGUGGACUUGAAAGCGGCUGUGCAGUUACCAAAUGGAGAAGACCUAAAUGACUGGGUGGCUGUCCAUGUAGUUGACUUCUUCAAUAGGAUCAACCUCAUUUAUGGAACUAUCUGUGAAUUUUGCACAGAGAAGACCUGCCCAGUGAUGUCUGGAGGCCCUAAAUAUGAGUACCGGUGGCAGGACGACAUCAAGUACAAGAAACCCACAGCGUUGCCAGCACCCCAGUAUAUGAAUCUUCUCAUGGAUUGGAUCGAGCUUCAAAUCAACAACGAGAGUAUAUUUCCUACAAAUGUAGGUGUUCCCUUCCCAAAGAACUUCCUUCAGGUGUGCAAGAAGAUACUCUGCCGUCUUUUUCGAGUGUUUGUCCACGUCUACAUCCAUCACUUUGACCGUAUCAUGCUCAUGGGGGCUGAGGCCCACAUCAAUACCUGUUACAAGCAUUUUUACUACUUUGUGACAGAGCUCAACCUCGUAGACCGCAGAGAACUAGAGCCUUUGGACAAUGAACUCCACCAGUGUGUGAUCACUGCAGCCCAGGCUGCCUUGAGUCUUAACAUCCCUGAUGAGCUCUCCUGCACUGGUGACCAUCAGAUCCAGUAG
Molecule: messenger RNA, 723 nt
Organism: Indicator indicator
Lineage: Eukaryota; Metazoa; Chordata; Aves; Piciformes; Indicatoridae
Gene: MOB3B
Product: MOB kinase activator 3B
Exons: 3
Coding region: 1-723 (240 amino acids)
Biological process (GO): signal transduction; positive regulation of protein phosphorylation
Cellular component (GO): nucleus; cytoplasm
Molecular function (GO): protein kinase activator activity
Source: RefSeq, a predicted model, not a curated record